GAAAUGAAUACAUCCUUAACCUUUUUAACAUGACGAAUCCAAUUCUCGGUGCUUCGAUGGUCGUUGGACCUGUGCUCGGGUAUUUUGAUCAAAUAAGAAAAUUCCGAGCAACAAGAUCAAGUUCCGGAUUCUCUUUGGAUACACCCGGGAUCUUAUUAAUUAGCAGGUUAACAUCUACAUCAUACGCAUCUAUUUCUGGAAGAAGAUUUGAUAUUACACUCCUUUAUCAGAGUAUUGCAAUGAUAUCCGUUCAAAUAUGGCUUCUUUUUGAAUGCAUCCGAUUUCGAAUUCCAACUUCAUCGAUCAACAAUCGACGCCGUUGGUUUUGGAACUGGUACACCUUUGAGCCUUACAUGGUUUGUUUGGCCUCAUUGGUCGCGAUGUUGAGCGCACUUGGCAUUGAGAGCACGGUUCCCAUGCCGCAAGCGUGGCAAAAUUAUAAAAACAAAUCGGUGAUAGGAUUUAGGUGGGCGAGGACAUCCGUCUGA
Acaulospora morrowiae is the source of this 488-nucleotide messenger RNA. The record is from the annotation of a GenBank genome assembly. NCBI's taxonomy places the organism in Eukaryota, Fungi, Glomeromycota, Glomeromycetes, Diversisporales, Acaulosporaceae.